This is a messenger RNA of Pyricularia grisea, 2327 nucleotides long. RefSeq lists its product as uncharacterized. Gene Ontology annotation, biological process: signal transduction. The record is from RefSeq and is a predicted model, not a curated record. The transcript has 2 exons. Gene Ontology annotation, cellular component: nucleotide-activated protein kinase complex; nucleus; cytoplasm. The coding region runs from base 670 to 2103 and encodes 477 amino acids. Gene Ontology annotation, molecular function: protein kinase binding. NCBI's taxonomy places the organism in Eukaryota, Fungi, Ascomycota, Sordariomycetes, Magnaporthales, Pyriculariaceae.
GCGGUAGAGAUAGUCUAUCCAGUUAGUACUUGAUUAAAAAUUACAACAAAUCAUAGGCUUCCUCUUGGAAGUGGUUUGUGCUAAUUGCAUCCCACAUUGUCCACUCCACUCGGCCGCCCGCACCCGUCUGUCUGCUCGGCAAUGCGACUGGUCCAUCUCAAUCAAAGUGAUUGCUUCCAUCGCACAUCUCACCUCAUUGAACACCCGCCCUUGCUUAAACGCCAGAGCGAGCGACGUUCGCUCCAAGCUAGGUACCAAGAUUUCCGGCGCAACCGCAUGGCGAAAACAAAUCUUCCCAGGUGCAACCUUCAUUUUUAAUAAAUACAACUCGACAACACACCCAUGCUUGCUUUUUUACCUGCAGAGAAAACUAGCCCAGGACAGCCAGCCAUUGAUCGACUACCGGCAACUAAGGUCUAGAACCCGCCCGCCACUUGCACCUGACCUCUGGUAGAGACGCGGUUCCCCCAAUCAACGAUCACUUGCCAUACCCUUGCCGAUAGGUCAUAAGUUUCAUUUCGCUUCGGGGUUGACCUUUGCAGCGCUGUACUGUCACUGCAACAGGGGCUGGGAGCCGCGUCCCCUCCCCGCCUCUUUCCGCUAGGCACGAAAGACACCCGCCCCCACUACAACAAGCCCGAUUCCAUCUGCAAAGGUGCCUGGCGAAAAAUGGGCAACCAAACCUCCGCCCAGAGACAAGCCGGGGCCUCGGGAUCAUCGUCGUCCGCCGCAUCGGCUCAAGCCUCGGCGACGGGUAGCGAUCCUCCCACCCGCUCACAUUCCAGGCGCGAUUCGAAGCAUCCCAUCCCCGUUCAGAACCAACGCGCCGCUGCCCCGCCGGAGCAGUCUCCGGCUCAAGCACAAGGUUCCACCACAGUGCCCCCGCGAUCGCAACAAUAUCCUCUUAGCGUCCCCUCGCCCUCGUCCAGUGUGUCCAGGUCCGCAGAGUUACCCUCUCGCCCGCUGCAGACAGGGCCGGCCGACGGGCCUAGCAAGCCCGUCGCCGUGCCGAACGCUUCGCAGGCGCAACAGAACCAUCAGCAACAUAAAGCACACAUACCAGGCGAAUCUGCACCAGGGGCGGGGUCCGAGGCUCUCGAGACCCCGGAGGCUGCCAUGGUUCCCACCAGCAGCAUGUCUGACUUGUCGUACAUAACGCGCCCGCCACGGCUGCCCUUGCCCAUUGAGGAGGAAAUCCACACACCUGGCUCGCCCAUAAUAUCACCAAACGAGAAUGUUCCAGGCUCCCCCACAGGUGCCGUCGAGGCUCUUGACUCGGAGGAGACCCUCGACCGCAAGUCCUCUGCAUUGAGCUCGGCUACGUUAAAUCAUGAAGCCGAAGAAGAAGAAGAAGGCGGAGAUGAACUCAGUGUCGACAAGACCAGGCCGACUGUUCCCUUCCGCCUCGAGUGGCCGCAUGGAGGAGAGAAAGUCUAUGUUACAGGCACGAUAUUCCAGUGGAACCGCAAACAUCGAUUGCAUCCAGUCGAGGGUAAACCGGGCCACUUUGCCGCAACUAUCCACAUCCUCCCCGGAACCCACCACGUUAGAUUUCUGGUGGACGGGCAGAUGCAGACAUCCACGGAACUCCCUGUGACGGUGGAUUUUGGCAACAAUCUUGUGAACUAUAUCGAGGUCGGCGUGGCCGAGCCAACCCCUUCAGGAACUGUUCAGCAGGAUGCACCCGAAAAGAAGGUCUUGCAGCAAGAACUCGCAGGCUCAAGGGGCCCUUCACAGAUAGAUGAGAAAACGGUGCGCUACAAGGAGGUCGAUCCAAAGGAGGUGUUUGAGCAUGAGAUUCCAAACUAUCUGGUAGAUUUCGAUCAGCCGGAAGAUUCACAUGCGUACCACGUGUCGGUGGGUGCUAUAGAAAAGCUGCCUGCGGCGCCUACUCUUCCCGGUUUCCUCAGCAAGCCCAUCCUGAACGCGGCAGUUCUGAUCAAGGACGACAACAGCGUGCUCAACAUGCCGAAUCACACAGUGUUGAACCACCUUGCCACUUCAAGCAUCAAGAACAACAUCUUAGCAGUGUCUGCAACGACAAGGUACAAGAGCAAGUACGUCACGACUAUUAUCUAUAAGCCAACCGGUCAAGAUGGCUAAACAAGAUGUCUCUGAGGAUUCUUGAACUCUGAAGGAUACAUAAACAUGCAUAUCAUUGUUGGAUGGGGAUGGUGAAGACACCGGGGCCCUAACAACUGGAUCUAGUGGCCAUCCGUUUCUUGGUUGGUACAACACAUAUCACGUCUCGUAAACGAUAACAUGAUGUUGAUAGUAUAAAAUGCCCUCUAAUAUGACAAGGCUCGUUACGCUCUUCUGUCCCAGAU